Molecule: messenger RNA, 1698 nt
Organism: Colletotrichum godetiae
Lineage: Eukaryota; Fungi; Ascomycota; Sordariomycetes; Glomerellales; Glomerellaceae
Product: monooxygenase
Exons: 5
Coding region: 1-1698 (565 amino acids)
Molecular function (GO): oxidoreductase activity; FAD binding
Source: RefSeq, a predicted model, not a curated record
AUGAGUUCAGAGAUUGCAACUGAGCACGAUGUGCCGGUUCUGGUUGUGGGCGCUGGCCCUGCUGGGUUGCUUCUAGCACUGCAACUGGCAAAGAAUGGUAUUCGAAGCUUACUAGCUGAACGAAACCUAGAUACAACCAAAUGGCCAAAGAUGGAUAUCACUAAUUGUCGAAGCAUGGAGCUACUGAGGAGACUCGGGAUUGCUGAUGACCUGCGGGCUCAAGGUGUCCCGCAGCACUAUUCUUUCGAUGUCCUGUUCAGCACGGGCCUCUCAGAAAACGGGGAGCUCAUUCACAAAUGGAAUCUUCCUUCACCGGACGAAUGGCGACAACGGAUGCACACUUGCAAUGAUGGAACCAUGCCCAGAGAGCCAUAUCAGCGCUGCAGCCAGGCCAUCUUUGAAGCGUGGCUAAAGUGUCGCUUACAGUCUGAAGAGCUAAUUGAGGAUCACUUCGGCCUCAAAUUCGAAAGUUGUGUGGAAACUCCCGACGGUGUAAAGUCGGAACUCGUCGACACCGUCACUGGAGAGCGACACCUAGUGUCCAGCCAGUAUCUGGUCGGCUGUGAUGGCGCUGGCAGUAGCGUCCGUCGACAACUCAAUAUUAAGGUGAUUGGUGGUCCCGUCCCUUCUGCGAUGUAUCUCAUCCACUUCAAAUCACGAGAUCUUACGGCAUUGCAUAAGCAAGGUCAAUUCUGGCACAUCUUUUUCACCAGCGGCAGCGUCAUAAUAUCUCAAGACGAAAUCGACACUUGGACCAUCCAUAUUCCCAUAUCUAUUGACACGGAUUGGAAAUCCCUUGAUCCAACAGAGUCUAUAUACCGAGGUCUAGGCGGGUCUUUGGCCCCUUAUCCUAUCAAGGUCGACGAAAUCCUCGUGUGCAGCUCGUGGCGCCCAAAUAUUGCCGUCGCAGAGCGUUUUGCGUCGGAGAGCUUCAAAGUUUUCUUAGCUGGAGACGCAGCUCAUCAAAACAUUCCCACUGGAGGAUACGGCAUGAAUACGGCUGUCGGCGACGUCUUUGAUUUAGGCUGGAAGCUAUCGGCCGUUCUCAAUGGUUGGGGAGGCGAAGAGCUGUUCCACUCUUACGAAUUUGAACGGAAACCGGUUGCCAUCCGCAACAUCGAACGUUCUGGUCAACAUUUUCAGGUUCACCAGACAUACGUCAAGUGGGUAAACGAUGAAGGAGCAGAUAUCCUCUCCAAGAAGGAAAAGCGUAAACGUCUGUUUCAUCGCAUCAAAACAUACACCGAGGCCCACCAAGGCGAGAAUAAGGACCACGGAAUCGAAAUGGGUUAUCGAUAUAACGGAUCACCCGUAAUUCUCCAGAAUGAGGCUGGAGAAGUGGAACAGGAACCUUCGUGGAAUUCGCGAACCUUUGUGCCAUCUUCUUGGCCCGGUGUUCGUGCUCCUCAUGUCUACCUCAAGGACGGGGACACCAGUAUUUUCGACCUGUUUGGAGCAGAGUUCUCGAUCAUUGACUUCACAAAAGCUGGGACUUGGAGUCAAGAGUUUGGAGCCGCAGCUGCUGAGCUCAAAAUCCCGCUUACGAAUGUUCACUUGCCAGAAGAGGCCCAGGCAAGAAACAUCUGGGGUAGAGACGCCUUCCUUAUCCGUCCAGAUGAUCACAUAGCUUGGAGGUCGCCACUUGACGGGAAGGGAACAGAUAGGGCGUCAAACAGCAUGGAUUUACAUCAACCUUAG